CAGCUAUAUUCAAAAGGAGCAUCAAUGGGCCUUGCAUUACGUUCUUAGAGUAUCCUGCAUAAGAGCUACAUACUGUGAUAGCUCGUUUCAAGGACUCAGGAUUCACUUACACUAGGUCAGAAGAGACUUUCAACGAAAUGGAAAUGAGUGAUAAGAAUAAAGAGAACCGGGAGAAGAGUGAGCUUGCAGCCACUGGCGGUUCAGAACCGUUGGCCAAGUACAGACAUGAAGAGAUAAAACAAACUGGAAAAGAAUCUAAUCCGAUCUAGAUGUUUAGAUGUUUCCAUGUGAAGAAGGACAAGAACUGGGUUAGCUCAAAAGCAAAAACCCUGCAUGAUGUAAUGAUAGAAGCAGAGGAUGAAAAGGUAACCCAAGGGGAAGAACCAAACAGAUUUGCCAUCUAUCAAGAAGUGAUAGGACCACAACGCCCAAAGCAUGUUCUAGGGAUGGGCCAUGGGGUGAGCUCGGUUGAUGUCUUUGGUCCCCCAUCGAGUCAAGGUAGUCAGGGUUGCAACAAGCUGUCCUCGGUAAAUAUAUUUUUUCCAACGAAACGUUGGAAAAGA
Linum tenue is the source of this 563-nucleotide messenger RNA. The record is from the annotation of a GenBank genome assembly. Lineage: Eukaryota; Viridiplantae; Streptophyta; Magnoliopsida; Malpighiales; Linaceae.